AUGUACAAUCAACGACGCUCUUCAUACGCCGCGGUCGCGAGCGGCAGCACUGGAAGCAACCCAUCCCACCCCACGCCGACGCGAUCAGGUGCCUUUUCCCACCUCCUCAAUAGCACCAGCGCGACAGGCCACAACGUGAGCCACCACCGCCUCUCCCGCUCGAUUGAUGCCGAGGGCCACCACAGCAGCAUGUCCACCAGCUGGACGAAGCCUUCCUACUCGGGACAGCCUGGAUACUGGCAGGGACUCGGAGGAACUGUGCAGGACAUACCGCCGUUCUUUGUACCUUCGUACCUGCGAGGGUCGAAGCAUGCCGAGCGGCUGCAGGAGAUACACAAGGCAAAGCUAGCAGCGCAGCGAGACCACAAAUCUACACACUCUUCGAAUGCGGCGUCGCUAUCGGCCAGCGCGAGUAGUCUCAAUCUGCACAAGAUGGUGCCGUCCUACCGGGGCUUGGCUCACGAGAUCAUCGAACGCGCGCCCGUCUUUGUCGACGAACCCGCACCCUGGCCGACGAGGUGGAACGACGCAGACAAGUUCGCUCAGAUCGAUAUCGAGGAGAAUGGGAGACAGGCCAAGUUCUCCGGGUCUCAGAAGACGCAUGACGAGGCGGCGGCGGUGCGAGCGGACUUUCCUAUGCCUCGGCAGACACAUGAAUUGAAGCUAACGCUGGGCAGUAGGAUGAUAGGAGUUGGCUUUUCCGGCGCGAAGGUCGCGUUGAGCAGAAUACCGGGCUGGGAACCGGACUCUUUUGCGUAUCACGGGGACGACGGGCAGAUCUUCAGCAACACGACAUCAGGGAAGCCAUAUGGCCAGAAGUUCAGCACGCUGGAUGUCAUCGGAUGCGAUGCGUUCCUCAGAAAGAUUCUGGCGCUAACAUGGACAGAUACCGCUUUCCGAGACCUCAAGAAAGACGUACCAUACUUCCCGACAGUUGGCAUGAAGAAGCCCGGCGAGACUUUGCGCGCAAACUUCGGUCAGGAUCCCUUCGCUUUCGACAUCGACAAAAUGGUCGCGAACGAGAAGGCAGCAAUACAAGCAGAGAUCGCGCGCACACCGGUGGCAAAUGAAACAGACAUGAUACACGAUCUAAUCGGACAGUAUCUGGCACACGACGGCUAUGUCGAGACGGCGCGAGCUUUCCGAGAGGAGAUAGUCGAAGAAGCGAGAGCUCUGGCAAAUGAGGAGAAUGGAAACGUUUCGUAUGGAGAGCAUGUUGAGGAUCUGGAUGCGCUAAAUCAAAUCCGCACGGCAAUUCUCGAAGGUGACAUUGACAAAGCACUCAAGCAUACUACAGCUUAUUACCCUUCGGUCCUUCGCGACAACGAGAACAUCUACUUCAAGCUCCGGUGUCGAAAGUUCAUAGAAAUGAUCCGCCAUUGCAACGAGCUGAACGCACAAUGUCAACCAGUGCCAACACCAAUAUCCAAACGGUCCACCGCAUCGACUCAGAACAAGCGAAAUUCCACAGCGACAGAUGAAUAUGACUUCGAAAUGGAGCUGGACGAGCAAUUAGGUGUACACAAUCCAACACCAAGCUGGGAUGACAGAGAAGACAAUGAAGAGCUUGAUGACGAGGACGGAAUGGAAGACAAGGAGAUCAAGCGCGACCAGAUGACCCAGGACAUGCUCAAAUACGGCAUGGAACUGCAAGCCGAAUUCGCCAACGACCCAAGACGAGAAGUCAAGCGCGCCCUGGAAGACACCUUUGCGCUCAUAGCGUACGAGCGCCCAACGGACAGCGCAUUAGCACCACUCCUCGAAACUGCCGGACGAGUACCUGUAGCCGAGGAGCUCAACAGCGCCAUCUUAGUCAGCCUCGGCAAAUCCUCCUCCGCCGCCCUCGAACGCGUCGUCCAACAAACCGAAGCCCUCGUCAACGAACUCGCCGACGACGGCGGCAGCGGCGCAUUCAUCAAUGUCCGCAGAGACUUCUUGCAAUAG
Molecule: messenger RNA, 1944 nt
Organism: Parastagonospora nodorum SN15
Lineage: Eukaryota; Fungi; Ascomycota; Dothideomycetes; Pleosporales; Phaeosphaeriaceae
Exons: 5
Coding region: 1-1944 (647 amino acids)
Biological process (GO): cytoskeleton organization; cell surface receptor signaling pathway
Cellular component (GO): cytoplasm
Molecular function (GO): protein binding
Source: RefSeq, a predicted model, not a curated record